AUGGCGGCGGCCGGCGGGAAGCUGGGGCAGGGGCAGGACUCCACGCGCUUCGUCUACGUGACGCGCUUCGGCUCGCACCGCUGUGGCGGCGUCCUGCGGCUGGGCGGCCGCCGGGCCGCGGGCCGCUGGGGCCCGGGGCUGCCGGCCGGCGGCGGCCUGGAGGAGCCGCGCGCGACGGCGGCGGCAGCGGCGACCCGGGACGGCGAGGCCCCGUCCCCCGGCUCCGAGCCCAGGGGCCCCGCGGCCUCGGCGGCGGCGCGGGCGUCGAGUGCACGGAGCGGCGGGAAGUCGGCGGCGCGCGCAGGUCUAAUCCAGAAGACUUCAGUUAAAAAGUAUGAUUUUCCCAUACCUGUCAAUGAAGCUUCCAAAAUAAUGAAGAAAAAGAAAAAGGUGUCCGCGUGGAAGAAGGUGCACAGACUCAUUUGCAGAAUGCUCCAAGAAAAUGAAGAAUACAGACUCAGGCUCAAAGGCCAACGGCUCUUUAGUGAAAACUCAGACUGCACAGGAUGAAUCUCCUUAUCAUCUUCUGGACCUGUACCAGUUGCCGGGCUCCUUGGUCAUGUGCUGUCUCCUCCUCUGUCGUAUCGAAGUCCCAGGUGGACCUGAGACGGUAGAGGGAAAGACACAGAGAGGUCUGCCCAAGGUCAAGCUCCGUGGACACCCCCUGCUUCUUCCCCCGGAGGCGGAAGGCCCUGUUUCCCGUCCAGGAUGGUAACGGUGACCACGGCCGUCGUCUUGGGGGAGAUGAGACGGCGCUUCCUCACCGCUCCGAUGACAGCCCGCAGAGUGGGGUGACUCGGAGCUCGCCUGAACGGCGCCAGGAGGAAGGGCGGUAAAAUGAGUCACCGUUUCUCCUCCCUCUGCCUGCGAUCUCCUUACUCCGAGGCCGGAGCAGUGCGGGGUUGGUGGUGACCCGUUCCCCCGUGCCUGCUGGGCCAGCCCACCGUUUCCAGCUGAGGGGCCCGGGGCCCGGGCCAGUGACUCAGGCCUUGCUUGCCAUGCGGUGUCCGUCCGUCCGUCUGUCCAUCCACAGGCCUCCUGGCAGGAGGGUCGUGCGUCUUAGGAAUGUGCUGGGUAAA
Phyllostomus hastatus (greater spear-nosed bat) is the source of this 1079-nucleotide messenger RNA. It is a transcript of the gene CUNH5orf47, whose product is annotated as chromosome unknown C5orf47 homolog. Lineage: Eukaryota; Metazoa; Chordata; Mammalia; Chiroptera; Phyllostomidae. The record is from RefSeq and is a predicted model, not a curated record. The coding region runs from base 1 to 510 and encodes 169 amino acids. The transcript is spliced from 5 exons.